CCCUACUGACCCCGGGCAGUGCCUGAGUGCUCGAAUGGUCAGUCCGCCCCUGCGUCUCGCGCAUGCGCAUCUCUGUUCAUCUCCUGUACUGUCUGCAAUCUCUUGGUCAUCUCAUGUACUGUCUGCAGUCUCUUGGUCAUCUCCUGUACUGUGUCCGCAGUCCCUGGUCAUCUCCUGUACUAUGUCCGCAGUCUCUGGUCAUCUCUUGUACUGUGUCCGCAGUCUCUGGUCAUCUCCUGUACUGUGUCCGCAGUCUCUGGUCAUCUCCUGUGCUGUGUCCGCAGUCUCUGGUCAUCUCUUGUACUAUGUCCGCAGUCUUUGGUCAUCUCCUGUACUGUGUCCGCAGUCUCUGGUCAUCUUCUGUACUUUGUCCGCAGUCUCUGGUCAUUCCCUGUACUGUGUCCGCAGUCUCUGUUUAUCUCCUGUACUAUGUUCGCAGUCUGAUCAUCUCCUGUACUAUGUCCGCAGUCUCUGGUCAUCUCCUGUAGUAGGUCCGCAGUCUCUGGUCAUCUCC
Staurois parvus is the source of this 514-nucleotide messenger RNA. The record is from the annotation of a GenBank genome assembly. NCBI's taxonomy places the organism in Eukaryota, Metazoa, Chordata, Amphibia, Anura, Ranidae.